ACAGCCCGGGCGGCGGCGGUGGCCGAACCCCCGAGGGCGAAGCGGCGGCGGAGGCAGUGUCGCGUCUCGGGAAGAAGCCGGGGGCCGCGGGCGGCUGUGCGGCGGGCGAGCCCGCGAGACCUCACCUCCCCACUUAGCCUCAGAUUCAUUACUAAACAUGGGUGCAUUUUUGGAUAAGCCCAAAACUGAAAAACACAAUGCUCAUGGUGCUGGGAAUGGUUUGCGUUAUGGCCUGAGCAGCAUGCAAGGAUGGAGAGUGGAAAUGGAAGACGCGCACACAGCUGUUGUGGGUAUCCCUCACGGCUUGGAAAACUGGUCGUUUUUUGCAGUUUAUGAUGGUCAUGCUGGAUCCCGAGUGGCAAAUUACUGCUCAGCACAUUUAUUAGAACACAUCACUACUAAUGAAGAUUUCAGGGCAGCCAGCAAGUCAGGCUCUGCCCUUGAGCCCUCAGUGGAAAGUGUUAAGACUGGUAUCAGAACGGGCUUUUUGAAAAUUGAUGAGUAUAUGCGUAACUUUUCAGACCUCAGAAAUGGGAUGGACAGGAGCGGUUCAACUGCAGUGGGUGUUAUGAUUUCACCUACACACAUCUACUUUAUCAACUGUGGUGACUCCCGAGCUGUUCUGUGUAGGAAUGGACAAGUCUGCUUUUCUACCCAGGAUCACAAACCUUGUAAUCCCAUGGAAAAGGAGCGCAUCCAGAAUGCAGGAGGCAGUGUAAUGAUACAGCGUGUGAAUGGUUCAUUAGCAGUGUCUCGUGCUCUGGGGGACUAUGAUUACAAGUGUGUUGAUGGCAAGGGCCCAACAGAACAACUUGUUUCUCCAGAGCCUGAGGUCUAUGAGAUUCUAAGAGCAGAAGAGGAUGAAUUUGUCGUCUUGGCUUGUGAUGGGAUCUGGGAUGUGAUGAGUAAUGAGGAGCUCUGUGAAUUUGUUAAGUCUAGGCUUGAGGUAUCUGAUGACCUGGAGAAUGUGUGCAAUUGGGUAGUGGACACUUGUUUACAUAAGGGAAGUCGAGAUAACAUGAGUAUUGUAUUAGUUUGCUUUUCAAAUGCCCCCAAGGUCUCAGAUGAAGCAGUGAAAAAAGAUUCAGAGUUGGAUAAGCACUUGGAAUCACGGGUUGAAGAAAUUAUGGAGAAGUCUGGGGAGGAAGGAAUGCCUGAUCUUGCCCAUGUCAUACGCAUUUUGUCUGCAGAAAAUAUCCCAAAUUUACCUCCUGGGGGAGGUCUUGCUGGCAAGCGCAAUGUUAUUGAAGCUGUUUAUAGUAGGCUGAAUCCACACAAAGACAGUGACAUGGCCUCCGAGGAAGCAGAGGAAAGUGGAUCACAGGGGAAAUUGGUGGAAGCUCUCAGGCAAAUGAGAGUUAACCAUAGGGGAAACUACCGACAACUUCUGGAGGAGAUGCUGACUAGUUACAGGCUAGCUAAAGUAGAGGGAGCAGAAGGCCCGGCUGACCCAGCUGCUGCAGCUACUUCUUCGAACAGUGAUGCUGGAAACCCAGUGGCAAUGCAGGAAAGACACACUGAUUCAGAGAGUGGUCUUGCUGAAUUAGACAGCCGUAAUGAAGAUGCAGGGACAAAGAUGAGUGGUGAAAAAAUAUGACCUUUUUUUGGGUAAUAUUUUUGUGAUCUUGAUUUGACAGUUUUUACUUAGGAAGUAUAAUGUGUGCAUUUAUAUAACCAUUUUGUUAUUUGAAUCUUGGAAAACUAGUUUUCAUAUAUUCCUAUAGCCUUGUUUUUUUUUCAAGGCUUUUGCUUACACCUUUAUGAUAGUUUAAGAUUGACUAUUUAUAGUAUUUUGAAUUUAAUGAAGUUAUAUGUCAUUUCACAUUGUAUGCUAGAAAAUAGGUUGCCAUUAUUAAAUUUAGUUUAAUUCUUAAUAGCUAGGAUUAGAGAUUACUGAUUGGAAAGACAACUAUACAUUGUGAAAAAAUUGUUAAUGUAGAAUUAACAUUGCUUAUGUUAUAUACUUGUGUAGUUAGCUUUGUAAUACAUUUGUGUUUACUUAGUAUUUUAGUUCUUCAAAGAAUGGCUGGUGCUGGCCUAUAUUUUCUUUCAGAGUUGAUAUCUGUGUGUUGUUUGAUUUGUUUAUAUUUUACUCCUCUGUAGUUUUAUUUUUAGAAAUUACUGAGAUACUGGAUGUGUGGUUAUUUUUCCUUUCUCUGUAUUCUUUAUAAAACAUUUUUUAAUGAACUAUGUAUUCAUAUAGCUUUCAUUUGUGUAUUCUGUAUAGCUUACUAUACACAUAAAAAUGUAUGUCAACUAAGUGUUUAGAAUGAAAUUAUCAGUGUUUAUGUCCAAAUAAAGCAUGUGAUGUGGAAUAAUCUAUGCAUGUUGUACUUUUUUUUUUAGUUUUUAUUUAUUUAACAAUCAGGUUUGGGA
This is a messenger RNA of Acomys russatus (golden spiny mouse), 2376 nucleotides long. RefSeq names its product protein phosphatase, Mg2+/Mn2+ dependent 1B (gene Ppm1b). Gene Ontology annotation, cellular component: cytosol; nucleus. The record is from RefSeq and is a predicted model, not a curated record. The coding region runs from base 158 to 1597 and encodes 479 amino acids. Gene Ontology annotation, molecular function: magnesium ion binding; protein serine/threonine phosphatase activity; manganese ion binding. Gene Ontology annotation, biological process: positive regulation of canonical Wnt signaling pathway; protein dephosphorylation; positive regulation of canonical NF-kappaB signal transduction. NCBI's taxonomy places the organism in Eukaryota, Metazoa, Chordata, Mammalia, Rodentia, Muridae. The transcript has 6 exons.